Pyricularia pennisetigena is the source of this 930-nucleotide messenger RNA. RefSeq lists its product as uncharacterized. The transcript is spliced from 4 exons. The record is from RefSeq and is a predicted model, not a curated record. Lineage: Eukaryota; Fungi; Ascomycota; Sordariomycetes; Magnaporthales; Pyriculariaceae. The coding region runs from base 1 to 930 and encodes 309 amino acids.
AUGAAGAACAUGGGAAGCAUCUCCCUCCUGCUGCUGGCAGCGACCUCGUACGUCGCCGCCAGGCCGGCCCUCGAGGUGACAGACCUGCGCAUGCACGUCCGCGGGCAGGCCGCAGCCCCCGCGGUGGCCGAAGCCGCCGCCCCUGCCGCUGAGGAGGAGAAGAAGGAGGAGAAGAAGGAGGAGGAGGGCCCCGCCGCUCCCCCUGCGGCCAAAGAGGGGGAAAAACCCGCCGCUCCCCCUGCUCCUGAGGCACCGGCGGCCGCCAACAACGCCACAGCUCCUGCCGCUGGCAAGGGCAAGGAGGGCAAGGGUAAAGAAGCCAAGGGUAAAGACGCCAAGGGCAAGGAGGCAAAGGAAGGAAAGAAGGCCGAUGCAGCCAAGGCUGGCGCCGGAGCCGGAGCCGGAGCCGCCAAUGCCACUGCUCCCGCCGGAAAGAAGGAUGCUAAGAAGGACGGCAAGGCAGAACUCCAAAACGGCGCCGCCAAGGCCGGAGCUGGUGCUGCCAACUCAACAGCCCCCGCUAAAAAGAAGAAGAAGGCCAAGGCCAAGAAGGCCGGUGCGAACCUCGCCGCCGGCAACGGAACAGCCGCUGAGGGCGGCAAGAAGAAGAAGGAGGGCAAGAAGGCCGGUGCAAACCUCGCUGCCGGUAACGGCACCGCCGUCGAUGCUGGCAAGGGCAAAGAUGGCAAGGGCAAAGAUGCUAAGGGCAAGGACGCAAAGAGUACCCUCGAGAGCCUGCUGGCCCAGCUUGGCGGCGGAGGUGCUGGUCAGACUGGAGGAAUCCAGGGCCUCCUGCAACAGUUCCAGAGUCUCACCGGCGGAACCGGCCAGAGCGCUGGUCUUGGUAACAUCCUUGCGCAACUGGGAGGCGGUGCUGCCAAGAAGUCUACCAAGCGCAGCGCCGUCACUCUGAUCCAGGACUUGGAGUAA